AUGGACAAGCUAACUCCAUCGCAAUGGAAAGUUGUAAACAAGCCGUACGAGCCAGCAUCCACAGUAAAAGUUAUUGCGGGCCCAGGUUCAGGAAAAACGUUGACGCUAUUACAUAAAGUGCACCAUCUGGUCACCGUGGAAAAUAUUAAGCCUGACGAAAUACUGAUAUUUUCGCUGACAAAUAAAGCUGUCGAUAAUAUAAUAGAGAACUUGUUGUCCGUAUUCGAAGACUUGCAUACUAAUAAAGAGAUUAUUCGUCAGAUUGGAUGUUACACUAUUCAUGGUUUGGCCAAUAGAAUCGUAGUGGAAAAUGAGGGAAUGAUAAACAUCAUAGAGGAGAUAGGCUGGAGAGGAUUAAUGAAAUUGCUGCCGCCCUCCAAGAGAAGCCCCCAUCAUUUUCGAUCGUACAAGGAGUUAGAAAAGGUUAUCAAAGAUUACAAACUGAAUGGCAGUAGGACCGGCAAUGUCAAGGCAAAAAAUGAUAGUAUCGUUAUUGAGCAACUAGUCGAACUGAUGGAUAACUGUAAAGUAAUGACUAAUGAUGACUUGAUUAUUCGUGCAAAAAAAUACCUAGAGCUCGAUCAACCUAUCCUAGGUGACGCCUCGUCAUCUUUCACUCAAGAUCUUCAAAACAAAUACAAAGUUGUUCUUAUCGAUGAGUUUCAGGAUCUUUAUCCAAGUUUAGCACCUUUGGUUGCCACUAUUUGUAAGGGGAAACAACUUAUCAUGUUCGGUGAUACAAAUCAAAGCAUUUACGAAUUCUUGGGGAAUAACAAACAGAUCAUGUGGCAAUUGGACAAUCUACAUCCAAAAUCGUCUACUACUGUUUUAAAACUGUUCGAUAAUUUUAGAUCUACGCCCGAGAUUAUCUCUUUAGCAUCAAGGGUCAUCAAUCUUCCGCCAGCAAAGAAACAAGUAUUAGAUAAUACCGACGAAACUCCAUCAGAACUGGUUCGCAAGCUACCAAGCGGUGUUUUACCCCAAUCGGCUUCAUUUGAUGAUUUGACAACAGAAACUGAAUUCAUCAUCGACAAGAUUACUCAAUUAAUUUGCUCUUCUGCCAAAUUUUCUGAUAUUGCCAUUUUAUCAAGAACCAACUCGCAUUUAACAACGUUGGGAAAUGUUUUGAAAAAAUAUGGUAUACCAUUUGAAAAAUUAAAAAGUCAGCCCGAUUGGAUGGACGACCUGCGAAUUCAGUUCCUCUUGGAUAUCAUGAAAGUGUGCUCUCUAGCGUCUGACGAGAAGCAUAGCCGCGAGUUCGAUACGAGUGCCAAAUGGCAAAGCGAUUUCAGCAUACUGGUCACAAUGAGUGCUAUCAAGGGAGUUGGUGAUGCUUCAAUACAAGCUUUGUAUAAGGCAUGCGGUUUGAAGAAGCUAUCGAUUUGGAAGUACUUAACCGUGGUCCCGAAUUUUGAAUGGCCAUUGGGCCUCUCCAUAAAAAAAAAAAUUGAAAACUACACAGCUAAUUUAUACGAACUGAUUGAAGACGACCAAAUUCACCAACUGGAAGACCCUUUGGAACUUUUGGAGAAGAUUUCCAAUAUAACACAUAACUUAAACCUCAAUCCUACCUACUUCCAAUCUGUGAGCGACUACCAAUCAUCACUAGAGUUUAAAACGCACUUGCGAGAAAUGGCUCAAGUAAUGAAAGUGUCACAAUCCAACAAACCUUCAGGAACUUCCUUCAUCAAAUGGUUUCUAGAGACUUAUUUCGAUCAAACAAUGGUUUUCCAUCAGGCCAAACAGGAAUUGAAAACCAACGGCCCUGGUACAGUAAAACUGUCUACGAUUCAUUCCGCCAAGGGUUUGGAGUUUCCCAUAGUGUUUCUGACGAAUGGAAUCAUGUCCAAUUUCCCUAUGGACACGAAUUCUCUUUACGUCGGUAUGACUAGGGCAAGAAACUUAUUAUAUAUGUCCAACAUGAAACAUCAGAAUCUAAUCAGUAAGACCCCACUUUACUCUAGAUCUAUAAUGUUUAACGAGUCUUUUUGGACCUACUACAACAAGGAUUUAAACAGAUCUCUGCAUGGCGUUACGAUGGCGCAUGACUACAACAUACAGCAUUACAAUCGGUUACGUAAAGACUUUGGAUUUUAUAGAGCAUAUUCUUCACUACGGUGCUGUAAGAACAUUUUUAGACGUAUAUAG
Molecule: messenger RNA, 2148 nt
Organism: Saccharomyces eubayanus
Lineage: Eukaryota; Fungi; Ascomycota; Saccharomycetes; Saccharomycetales; Saccharomycetaceae
Gene: HMI1
Product: ATP-dependent 3'-5' DNA helicase
Exons: 1
Coding region: 1-2148 (715 amino acids)
Biological process (GO): recombinational repair
Cellular component (GO): nucleus
Molecular function (GO): 3'-5' DNA helicase activity; hydrolase activity; ATP binding
Source: RefSeq, a predicted model, not a curated record